Messenger RNA from Galeopterus variegatus (Sunda flying lemur), 2903 nucleotides. It is a transcript of the gene MEGF11, whose product is annotated as multiple EGF-like-domains 11. NCBI's taxonomy places the organism in Eukaryota, Metazoa, Chordata, Mammalia, Dermoptera, Cynocephalidae. The record is from RefSeq and is a predicted model, not a curated record. Bases 109 to 2289 code for a protein of 726 amino acids. Gene Ontology annotation, molecular function: scavenger receptor activity. The transcript is spliced from 18 exons.
CUGUGCCCUCCCGGGAGCCAUGGAGCUCACUGCGAGCUGCGCUGCCCCUGCCAGAAUGGAGGCACCUGCCACCACAUCACUGGCGAGUGUACCUGUCCCCCUGGCUGGAUGGGAGCAGUGUGUGCCCAGCCCUGCCCACCAGGGACUUUUGGCCAGAACUGCAGCCACGACUGUCCUUGCCACCAUGGAGGGCAGUGUGACCAUGUGACUGGACAGUGCCACUGCACAGCUGGAUACAUGGGGGACAGGUGCCAAGAGGAAUGCCCCUUUGGGACCUUCGGCUUCCAGUGCUCCCAGCGCUGUGACUGCCACAACGGGGGCCAGUGUUUGCCCACCACGGGCACCUGUGAGUGUGAGCCUGGCUACAAGGGCCCACGAUGCCAGGAGCGGCUGUGCCCUGAGGGCCUGCAUGGCCCAGGCUGCACCUUGCCCUGCCCUUGUGAUGCCAACAACACUAUCAGCUGCCACCCAGUAACUGGAGUUUGUACCUGCCAGCCGGGCUGGUCCGGCCACCACUGCAAUGAGUCCUGCCCUGCUGGCUACUAUGGUGAUGGAUGCCAGCUACCUUGCACCUGUCAGAACGGCGCUGACUGCCACAGCGUCACCGGGGGCUGCACUUGUGCCCCAGGCUUCAUGGGAGAGGUCUGUGCAGUUCCCUGUGCAGCAGGGACCUAUGGCCCCAACUGCUCGUCUGUCUGUGGCUGUAACAACGGUGGCAUCUGCUCCCCAGUAGAUGGCUCCUGCACCUGCAAGGAAGGGUGGCAGGGCCUGGACUGCACCCUGCCAUGUCCCAGUGGGACGUGGGGCCUGAACUGCAACGAGAGCUGCACCUGUGCCAAUGGGGCGGCCUGCAGCCCCGUGGACGGCUCCUGCUCCUGCACCCCUGGCUGGAUGGGAGACACCUGUGAAUUGCCCUGCCCGGAUGGCACGUUUGGGCUGAACUGCAGUGAACGCUGUGACUGCAGCCAUGCCAAUGGCUGUGAUCCUGUCACAGGCUACUGCUGCUGCCUGGCCGGAUGGACAGGCAUCCGCUGUGACAGCACAUGUCCACCUGGUCGCUGGGGACCCAACUGCUCUGUCUCCUGUAGCUGUGAGAACGGUGGUUCCUGCUCCCCAGAAGACGGGAGCUGCGAGUGUGCCCCUGGCUUCCGAGGACCCUUAUGCCAAAGAAUCUGUCCCCCUGGGUCCUACGGCCAUGGCUGUGCCCAGCCAUGUCCCCUCUGCGUGCAUAGCAGUGGGCCCUGCCACCAUGUCAGUGGUGUCUGUGAGUGCCUCCCAGGAUUUUCUGGAGCCCUCUGCAACCAAGUGUGUGCUGGAGGGCACUUUGGGCAGGACUGUGCCCAGCUCUGCUCCUGUGCCAACAAUGGGACCUGCAGCCCCAUCGAUGGCUCCUGCCAGUGCUUCCCCGGAUGGAUUGGCAAGGACUGCUCACAAGGCUGCCCAGCAGCGUUUUUUGGGAAGGACUGUGGGCAUGUAUGCCAGUGUCAGAAUGGCGCCAGCUGUGACCACAUCAGUGGCAAGUGCACCUGCCGCACGGGCUUCACCGGGCGACACUGUGAGCAGAGAUGUGCCCCAGGAACCUUCGGCUACGGGUGUCAGCAGCUAUGUGAGUGCAUGAACAAUGCCACCUGUGACCACGUCACUGGCACCUGUUAUUGUAGCCCUGGAUUCAAAGGAAUCAGGUGUGACCAAGCUGCCCUCAUGAUGGAAGAGCUGAAUCCCUACACCAAAAUUGGCCCAGCACUGGGUUCAGAGCGGCACUCGGUGGGGGCUGUCACAGGCAUCGUCCUGCUGUUGUUCCUCAUUGUGGUGCUCCUGAGCCUGUUUGCCUGGCGCCGGCGGCGGCAGAAAGAGAAGGGCCAUGACCUGGGCCCCCGUGUCUCCUACACACCUGCCAUGAGGAUAACCAGCACUGACUACUCCCUCUCAGAUUUGCCUCAAAGUAGCAGCCAUGCCCAGUGCUUUUCCAAUUCCAGCUACCACACACUGGUGUGCGGGGGGUCUGCCACCAGCCAGGCCAGCACUCUGGACAGGAACAGCCCCACCAAGCUCAGUAACAAGUCCCUUGACAGAGACACAGCAGGCUGGACCCCCUACAGCUAUGUGAACGUGUUAGACUCCCAUUUCCAGAUCAGUGCCCUGGAGGCCAGGUACCCGCCCGAGGACUUCUACAUUGAACUUAGACACCUCAGCCACCCCGCUGAGCCACACUCACCAGGUGCUUGUGGAAUGGAUAGACGCCAGAACACAUACAUUAUGGACAAAGGCUUCAAAGUUACACCUGCUUAGCAAACGCUUGUGGGUUUUUUAUAGAUGCCAACUAAAUGUCUUCGGAAAUGUAGAACAUCAUUAUUCAACCAAUUAGAACAAGUUAAAUUGAUUAUAAAAUCUGAAAUAAAGUCAGUCUACCUGCCCCAGAGGCCUCCUGUCGUUGCGCUAGUGAAGAACGCCACCCUGCACCUGCUGGCUUUCUGGGGCACAAGGAAUGAAAAUGAUACCUAGUGUUAGUAUUGUAUGGCACUCUACCCGCAAGAGAUCGCUGCCCCAAAACCAGAGAAGCCAGGACAAAUCCCUAACACAUGGGAACUGCAAACUGGAUCAUCCCUCUAGGAAGUCUAUACAGGUGAAGUCAAAGAUGAAAUGUCAGGUCCUGACCCUGGGCUUAGGCCCUGGGUUUAAAUGCCAAAAUGUGUGAAAUAGAGGGCAUUGGAACUCUGUCAAUUACUGUGUCACUUACUGACUGUAAGCUCUAGAGGGCUCAGUUUGCUCAUCUGCAAAGUGGGGAUAAUUAUGCCUGUCAUGUUGUCUAAUGCCUAUCCUACUGUCUAACAAGAUUAUCAUGAGUAUCCAAUAAAAUAACAGAUGGGAAGUGUUUUUGCAAAUCAUAAAGGUUGUACUAAUGU